Lactuca saligna is the source of this 1698-nucleotide messenger RNA. The record is from the annotation of a GenBank genome assembly. Lineage: Eukaryota; Viridiplantae; Streptophyta; Magnoliopsida; Asterales; Asteraceae.
AUGAGUGAAAUUAUAGAGAAGCCAAAAAUCAGUGUUAGGAAGAUGCAAGCUAAAGUUUCAACAACAUUCAAUAUAAAUGUGAGUGAAGGGCAAUGCAGAAAUGCAAAGAAAUUUGCAUUACAAGAAAUUGAAGGAAGUCUAAUUGAACAUUAUGGGAUAUUAUGGUCAUAUGGUCAUGAAAUUCUGAGGACAAACCCUGGGUCUACUGUGAGGAUGGAUGUAGACAUCAUGCCAGAUUCCACAACUUUUUUUUCUAAGUACUAUGUCUGCUUUAAAGCUAUAAGUGAUGGUUGGAAGGAAGGGUGCAGGCCUGUGAUUGGCCUUGAUGGUUGCUUUCUAAAGGGUAUUGUGAGGGGAGAAGUUUUGGCAGCUGUAGGGAGGGAUGCAAACAACCAAAUCUACCCUAUAGCAUGGGCUGUAGUUGGAGUUGAGAACAAGGCCACAUGGAAGUGGUUCAUAGAUCUUCUCAUGGAUGAUAUUGAUGGUGGUCUUGGUGCAGGCAUUACCCUUCUUUCUGAUGGACACAAGGGGUUGCUAGAAGCAGUAAAAGAAAGGUGUCCAGAAGCUGAACAUAGACAAUGUGCCAGGCACAUUGUGGCUAAUUUUGCUAAAAGGUUUACCGGUCAACAUUUCAGGAAGCUUUUUUGGAGGGCUGUUAGAGCUAGUACUAAACAGAAGUUCAAACAUGUAAUGGAAAAGAUCAAAUCUUUAGAUACUCAAGCAUAUGAGUACCUUAUGGACAGAGAUCCUAGUACCUGGUCUAAGGCAUUUUUUAAAGAGGGCAGAGAUUGUGAUGUAGUUGAGAAUGGGGUGAGUGAGAGUUUCAAUUCUGCUAUUAGGCAUGCUAGAAGGAAACCAAUCAUCACUAUGCUAGAGGAGAUUAGGAUAUUUGUGAUGGAGAAGAUAUACAGUCUUAGAGUAGAAGGAAUUGAAUGGAAAUUUGAAUAUCUGUCCAAAUUGUGGGGGGUUACUCCUUGUGGUUAUCAAAAUUAUGAAGUUAGGUUCCAUGAUGCAGCAUAUGGAGUGGAUCUAAUUGCAAAGACUUGUGCAUGCAGAAUAUGGAAACUUACAGGGAUACCAUGCUUACAUGGAGUAGCUGCAAUCUCUUCCCUGAAUCAAGAUGCAGAAACAUAUGUGUCCCAAUCAUACAGUAAAGAGGCUUAUCUAAAAUGCUAUAAUUAUAGCAUUAACCCUCUCAAUGGUAGUGAUAUGUGGGAAGAAGUUCCUUAUCGAAAGCCUUUGCCUCCCAAAAGAAGAAGAUUACCUGGUAGGCCAUCAGUGAAAAGGAAGAGGGAUGCAGUGGAAAGGGAGUUGAGUGGACCAGUUAGACAUUCUGUGACAAGAAGGGGAUCCCUGAUAAAGUGUAGUAUUUGCAAGGAACCAAGUCAUAACAAGAAAAAGUGUCCAUCUAAGCAGCAAACAAAUACAUCAGCACCAAGUUCAUCCAGGGAUAGUGGAGCAGGACCAAGUCAACCACCACCAGCAGCCCAACCACCUCCACCACCACCACCAGUAGCAGCCCAACCACCUCCACCUCCACCUCCACCACCACCACCAGCUGCAAGGCCUAUCCCAAGAAGGGCCCCAAUUGGUAGAACUGGACGGAGGAAAUAUUCUGAAAGGAUUGUCAAAAUGGCAUUGAGGAGGAACAUACCUGGGGUUGGGAGCAGUGCAGAGAACCCUGCAGUCCUUAAUUAA